Messenger RNA from Trichosurus vulpecula (common brushtail), 2333 nucleotides. It is a transcript of the gene DHX58, whose product is annotated as DExH-box helicase 58. Gene Ontology annotation, cellular component: cytoplasm. NCBI's taxonomy places the organism in Eukaryota, Metazoa, Chordata, Mammalia, Diprotodontia, Phalangeridae. Gene Ontology annotation, molecular function: DNA binding; ATP binding; zinc ion binding. Gene Ontology annotation, biological process: innate immune response; positive regulation of interferon-beta production; response to virus. The record is from RefSeq and is a predicted model, not a curated record. The coding region runs from base 129 to 2156 and encodes 675 amino acids. The transcript has 13 exons.
AGGCAGAAGUAAGAGGUCUUGUCAGCCGGCUGUUUUUUAGAGGCUCAGGCAGUGGACUGGGACCUUGCGCCCAGGCCUGGAAACUCUCCUUUGGAACAGAACCCUGAAUCCCAGCUCCAGCCCCAGGAAUGGAGCUCCGGCCGUAUCAGUGGGAGGUGAUCCUUCCUGCCCUGGAGGGCAAGAACAUCAUCAUUUGGCUGCCCACGGGCUCAGGGAAGACCAGAGCUGCUGCUUAUGUGGCCAAGAGGCACCUGGACAUGGUGGAUGGGGCCAAAGUGGCCGUACUGGUCAACAAGGUGCACCUGGUGACCCAACACAAGGAAGAAUUCAGCCAGAUGCUGGGCCCCAAGUGGAGUAUAGUCACGAUGAGCGGGGAGAGCAGAACCCAAGCUGGCUUUGGGUACAUGAGCCGCAGAAAUGACCUUGUCAUCUGUACAGCCGAGCUGUUUCGCCUGGCCCUGUUCAGCACCGAGGAAGAGGAGCAUGUGGAGCUCAGUGCCUUCUCCCUCCUGAUAGUAGAUGAAUGUCACCACACCCAAAAGGACUCUGUCUACAAUGUCAUCUUGAGCCACUACCUGGAAAGAAAACUGCAGGGGGCCAGGAGCCUGCCCCAAGUGCUGGGUCUCACAGCUUCUCCUGGAACUGGCGGAGCCUCUACCCUGGAGGGGGCCAAAAAACAUGUCCUACAGCUCUGUGCCAACCUGGACACCUGUCAAAUCGUGUCACCCCAGAAGCACCAUGAACAGCUGGAGGAGCAGAGUCCUCAGCCCUGCAAGCGUUAUGACCUGAGCCAGGAACGGAAUCCAGACCCAUUUGGAGACCUGCUGAAGAAGCUCAUGGAUAAAAUCCAAGACAGACUCGAGAUGCCGGAGCUGAGCCGGGACUUUGGGAGCCAGAGAUACGAGCAGCAGGUGGUGGAACUGAGCAAAGAUGCUGCGGAACAGGGCCACCUCCAGCAGAGAGUGUUCGCCCUGCACCUGCGGCAGUACAAUGAUGCGCUGCUCAUCCAUGGCACUGUCCGGGCAGUGGAUGCCCUGACCUCGCUGGGGAGUUUCUAUGCGGAGGAGCGCAUAAUGAAAGUCAGGAUCCUCCCCGCUGAAGACUGGCUGCUGCAGCUGUUUGAUGAACACAAGGAGGCACUAACUUUAGUAGCAAGUGAUCCCUGCUUUGAAAACCCAAAGCUGGAGAACCUGGAGCAGAUUCUGCAGGAGCAGUUCAGUACCGCUGAGCCUUCCCGUGGCAUCAUAUUUACCCGGACCCGACAGAGUGCUUACGCUCUCCACCUCUGGCUCCAGGAGCAUCCCAGACUCCAGCAGCUGGGCAUCCGUGCCCAGGUGCUGACUGGGGCAGGCCACAGCAACCAGACCACCCACAUGACCCAGAGAGAGCAGCAGGAGGUGAUCCAGAGAUUCCGGACUGGUGCCCUGAACCUGCUGGUGGCCACCAGCGUGGCCGAGGAGGGGCUGGACAUCCCCCAGUGUAACGUGAUAGUGCGCUAUGGCCUCCUAACUAAUGAAAUUGCAAUGAUUCAGGCACGGGGCAGAGCCCGGGCAAGCCAGAGUGUGUAUUCAUUUGUGGCAAGCCAUGGGAGUCGGGAGCUGCGUCGGGAACAGACCAACGAGGCCCUGGAGGCCUUGAUGAAACAGGCAGUGUCUUCAAUACAGAGAAUGGAAGAAACCGAAUACAAAGCUGAGAUUCUGACCCUGCAGCUGCAGGCUGUGAGUCACCGCAAGGCCCAGGCUGCUAAAAAGAUGCACCAGAGGACACAGUUCCAAGCAGACACGGUGGGGCUUCUUUGUAUCAACUGUGCGGAGCCUGUGGGCUAUGGCAGUGACCUACGGAAGGUGGAGGGCACACACCACGUCAAUGUGAACCCCAAUUUCACCUUCUAUUACAAGGCUUCCCUCAAACCUGUGGCCAUUGACCGAACUUUCAAGGACUGGCAACCUGGAGGUUCCAUCAGCUGCAGGAAGUGUGGAGAGGCAUGGGGUCUGGAGAUGAUCUAUAAGUCAAUGAAACUGCCUGCCCUGAACAUUCGGAGCCUGGUGUUAGAGACCCCCCAAGGGCGACGGAAGGUGAAACAGUGGUCCAAAGUGCCCUUCCAGGUGGCUGACUUGGACUACCUCCAGGACUGUAACUCCCAGCUGACCGGCUGAAGGUAGCCCCAACUCACCAACCAUGGUCUAGUGGUCCAUUGACUUACCCCCUGCCUACUUGAGAGGAGGGAGACUGGAGCGAGACGGGAGACCUGCAUCAGUGUUAUCUGUGUAUCUGAAUAGCCCUUAUUUAUCAGCACAAACCCACCUCUCCCUUCUUUUAUUGUGAAUAAAUAU